This is a messenger RNA of Ectocarpus siliculosus, 1267 nucleotides long. The record is from the annotation of a GenBank genome assembly. NCBI's taxonomy places the organism in Eukaryota, Phaeophyceae, Ectocarpales, Ectocarpaceae.
ACCUCCCGCACCACCCGCCGACCGUCUCUUGCGACAACACGUGCUUCCACCACAAUCUACACGGCACGCUGAUUCGCGAGAGUUGAAAGAAGAGAUCUACAAUUAACCGCAGCAGCAACUUUCACCCGGGCGUCCACCGAGAGCGUGCGUCACCCCGCGGGCGAAGACAGAACAACACCGCCGAAUCGAUAAUCAUGAUCAUGAAGCUGGUGCUAGCCGCUUCCGCGGCCUUCGCAAGCCUUACCCCGGCUAGCGCGUUCGUCACCACCGCUCCUAGAGUGGCUUCAUUGCCAGCAGCAGGGCAACAGUACCGCUCCUUCACCUCGACGCAUGCCGGUGCUAGAGGUGCAGUCGCAGCACCGUUGUCCAUGAUGUCGGGUGACGGGCAAGCGGGGCUGGUGACUGUCUACCACAAGGAGACCUGCCCGUACUGCAAGAAGGCGUUGGCCCUUCUGGAGAAUGACUACUCGCUGCAGGUGACGCGCGUGAAUGUGCUGGAGGGCGAGGACAGCGAGAAGAAGAUAAAGCAGAUGAAGACCUUCAGCGGAGCUAACACCGUCCCUCAGGUUUUCUUUAACUCGGAACACCUCGGCGGAAACGAUGAUGUCCAGAAGCUCCACGAAGACGGAAAGCUCGAGGAGUUGGUGAAGAAAGUGCGUGCGGAGGCCCCGGGGAUGAUGAAAGAUUCCUGGUACCACCCGUGGUACUGACCAGUCAAGGGUAGGAAGGGCGCCGCCGGUGGACGAGUGCUACCGGUGUAGAGCCAUUGUCCGUGUGAAGUUUGUCUGUUGUUGUUGAUUGUUUUCCUGGUUUCAAUAGAGGAAUUGUUUUCCAUGCUGUUCUGGCAAUUUUCAGCAGUUGCGGGUCGCCACGUUCAUAUUAGAGAUAAACGCCCCAUGGAUGCAUGAUUUGAUCGACGGUCGGGCACCCUCCGGAGUGCAGGACUUGCUUGGACGAUGGAGGGGUGAUUUUUCUGUGUGGUUGCGUAAUGUGUGUGCUAUCAGCAGUUUUUUAGAGGAGGCAACAGAGUAGUAGCCGUGAGUUUGACAGGGUGGUAGUAGAAUCUGGACAUGCUUGUCACUGCACCAACUGUUCUUGGAGACGGGUGACGGCGCUAUUUGGGGGCGCCCUUUCUUGGUUGUUGGCAAUUGUGGAGGUUUGUGUUCUUGUCGGCGGCAUUUUGUGUGCGAACGGUUCUUGACUUCGCACAUCGGUCCUUGCGGACGGGAUAUGGGUGAUUGUGAUUGGUUGUCUUGGUUGCUGUUUG